Molecule: messenger RNA, 1703 nt
Organism: Tribolium castaneum (red flour beetle)
Lineage: Eukaryota; Metazoa; Arthropoda; Insecta; Coleoptera; Tenebrionidae
Exons: 6
Coding region: 116-1669 (517 amino acids)
Biological process (GO): protein folding; protein peptidyl-prolyl isomerization; protein polyubiquitination
Cellular component (GO): catalytic step 2 spliceosome
Molecular function (GO): peptidyl-prolyl cis-trans isomerase activity; ubiquitin protein ligase activity
Source: RefSeq, a predicted model, not a curated record
CAUCUAGGGGCAUGAAGAGUGCGCGUGUUGUCUACCUGUUGUUGUGACAGCGAGCUAACCUCAAAGUCGUGUGAUUUAUAUUUUUUAAUUUUACCUCUUUACAAGUUACAGCAAAAUGGGGAAGCGCCAGCACCAGAAAGACAAAAUGUACUUGACGUACACAGAGUGGACCACUCUUUACGGGGGCAAAAAAUCGGGUUAUACGACCGCGGAGGAGGACUAUUUUAAGCGGCUCCCGUUUGACCACUGCUGCCUGUCGUUGCAACCGUGGGAAAUACCCUACUGUGACUUGGACGGCAAUAUUUUUGAUUUGGAGCCUUUGCUCCCCUUUUUGAAGAAGUUCAAGAUAAACCCAGUCACGGGAAAGCCUCUGGAUUUCAAGUCGUUGGUGCAGUUGAAUUUCCACAAAAAUGAAGAAGGCGAGUUUGAGUGCCCCGUCCUUUACAAACAAUUCACCAAAAGCUCCCACAUUGUGGCGAUUGCCACCACUGGAAACGUGUACUUGAUGGAAGCAGUGGAACAGCUUAAUAUUAAGAACAAAAACUGGAAGGACUUAAUCAGUGAUACGCCCUUCGAACGCAAGGAUAUCAUCAUGUUACAGGACCCACUAGACUUAAAUAAGUUCAACAUUUCCAACUUCCACCACGUCAAAAACAAUUUACGAAUCGAAACCGAGGAGGAAAUCAAGGAGAAGAACGACCCUCAAGGCCACUUGAAAAACGUGAACCCUGAAACAAAAUACACCCUUGAGGAGCUAAAACGGGACUACAAAGAGCCAACAAUUGAAAUAAACAAAGUCGAAGUUAAGGAAAAGGCGGACAAGUUCAACGCUGCCCAUUAUUCAACGGGGGCUGUGGCUGCGAGUUUCACCUCAACAGCGAUGGUCCCCCGAUUGGUGCACGAAGCCGCAGUGAAGCACGAAGAUGAGGUGCGAUACGACAGAGUCAAGAAAAAAGGCUAUGUGAGGUUAAUCACGAACUUGGGGCCCCUCAACUUGGAGAUUUACUGCGACGAAGUGCCACGUGCUUCGGAGAAUUUUAUCAGGCAUUGUGCGAGUGGCUAUUACAACGGGACGAAAUUUCACAGAUCUAUUCGGAAUUUUAUGGUUCAAGGGGGCGACCCGACGGGGACAGGGACUGGGGGCGAAUCCAUUUGGGGGAAGAAAUUCGUUGAUGAAUUCAGGCCCAAUUUGCAACAUGUGGGGCGAGGGGUCUUGUCUAUGGCCAACAGUGGGAAAAACACAAAUGGGUCACAGUUUUUCAUAACAUACAGGUCGUGCAAGCACUUGAAUAAUAAGCACACGAUUUUUGGUCGUUUAGUUGGUGGCAUGGAGACUUUAAACGAAAUGGAAAAAAUUGAAGUGGACAAUAAGGAUAAGCCCAUUGAGGAUAUUGUGCUUAUAAGGGCGCAAGUUUUUGUGAAUCCAUUUGAAGAGGCGGACGAACAAUUGGCGAAAGAACGCGAAGAGGAAUUGAAAAGACAGAAGGAGGAAGAAGAGGCGAAGAGACGUAAAGCGGAAGCUCAAAAAACCCUAAAAGUGUAUAAAAGUGGUGUUGGGAAAUAUAUCAAUCCUGAUAACGUGAAAAGUUCAACCCUUGAUGAGAGUGACUUGACAGAACCGCAACAGAAGAAGAAGAAAAAAAUGAAAUUUACGUUUAAUGAUUGGUAAUUUGUGUAAAUAAAUAAAUAAAAUUUUAAGUAUU